UAGCGUGGCGUGGCGUGGCGUCGCUCCCCGGCCGGCUUCGGCUUCUUCGGCGGCGGCGGAGGCGCCAUGGCGGGCGGCCGUUCCCCCCCCGCGGCCGGCUGGUGAGGGCCGCGGCGGCCGACCGGGCAGGAUGCUGAGCUCGUCGCUGCUGCUGGGCGAGGCGGCGGGGGCGGCGCGGGCGCUGGCGGCGGGCGAGGGCUCCCCCCCGGCGGCCACGGCGGCGCUGCGCAACGAGCUGGGCUCCAACAUCCACCUGCUGAAGGGGCUCAACGUGCGCUUCCGCUGCUUCCUGGCCAAGGUGCACGAGCUGGAGCGCCGCAACCGCCUGCUGGAGAAGCAGCUGCAGGCCCAGCAGGACGGCGAGCGCCGCCUCCGCUACAAGCGCUUCCCCCGCCACCAGGCCACCCAGACCGGCCCCGAGCCCGGCCCGCCCCGCGCCCAGCCCCCGGCCCAGCCCCCGCCCGGCCCGCAGCCCCCGCCGCAGGAGCAGCACUACAGCCGCCUGCCCGGCACCAUCUGGAGCUACCGGCAGGUGCGGCGCACGGGCGAGACCCUGCAGGGGCCCGGCGUCUCCUGGCUGCACCCGGACGGCGUCGGCGUCCAGAUCGACACCAUCACGCCCGAGAUCCGCGCCCUCUACAACGUCCUGGCCAAAGUCAAGCGCGAGCGGGACGAGUACAAGCGCCGAUGGGAAGAAGAGCUGGCAAAACGAAUGAACUUCGAGUCGAUGGUAGAGACUCUGCACGAGGAAGCGCAAGAAGCUGAAGCCCUCCAGGAAGAGCUAAAUGAGAAGAUUGAGAGGCUGAAGGCUGAGCUGGUGGUCUUCAAGGGUCUUAUGAGUGACCCUAUGACCGACCUGGACACAAAGAUCCAAGAAAAAGCCAUGAAGGUGGACAUGGACAUCUGUCGAAGGAUCGAUAUCACAGCCAAGCUGUGCGAUGUAGCCCAGCAGCGCAACUCUGAAGAUGUUUCCAAGAUAUUCCAGGUGGCUUCAAAGAAGAAAGAGCGGAAGUUGACCUUGGACGAUGAGCUCCCUGAGCAGGACACGGACAAUAACAGGUUCUCGGAGGACGAAGUUGGUUGCUCCCUGAACAUCACGGAUGAAAUGAAGAGGAUGUUCAAUCAGCUGCGUGAAACCUUCGAUUUUGAUGACGACUGUGACAGUUUAACCUGGGAGGAGAAUGAGGAUACUUUACUUCUCUGGGAAGACUUCACCAACUGCAACCCUUCGAUUGAUCUCCAGGGAGAGCAGGAAGAGAACUUGGGCAACUUGAUCCAUGAAACGGAGUCUUUCUUCAAAACAAGAGACAAAGAAUAUCAGGAGACAAUAGGGCAGAUUGAGCUGGAGCUGGCCACGGCCAAGAGCGACAUGAAUCGCCACCUCCACGAGUACAUGGAGAUGUGUAGCAUGAAGCGGGGUCUGGAUGUGCAGAUGGAGACCUGCCGUCGGCUCAUCAAAGGCUCUGCUGAAAGAAACUCCCCUUCUCCCAGUUCUUUAGCCAGCAGCGACUCAGGAAACACUGACGAGAUUCAAGACGAGUUCGACAGAGAGGCAGAUGUAGAGCCGAUGGUCAGCUGAUGAAGAACCAGAGCAUUCCGUUGAAAAGGGACAAGGGGAAAAAACUGCGGGAAAGGGUCACGCUAAGAAAUAUUGAGGCAUCAAAGACUUCAAAGCCCUGGCCCAGGGCUCCUGAAGACUAGUGCGCUCCCACCCCAUCCGAGGAUUGGUGCUGUAAUCAUUUUUAUUGUUGUACAAAUUACAAACAUGGAGUCCUGUAGGAGGGAAAAAUGGUGUUUUAAUUGUGCCUUUGCCCCAAGCUGAGCCAAGUUGCGCUCCCCUGGAAUAUACCAGUUCUUUUUAUAAUACCAAACAUGGUAGCAAAGGGAUGUGUUGAUGCAGAAGUGGAGGACUGAAGGAGCUGUUGCACAGUGCACCAUGGGGUGGGGGGGUGGGGGGGCAGUGCUGACAGAUCUACCACCAAUCAAUCAAAACACUCCAUCAUGACCUCCUAGAGGUGCCCGUUGCCAGCUUGGGCAGCUGAAAGUAUCUGUACAGAGACCCCCUUGCUACCCAGGAAGAGACUUCCUAGAGACCUGCACAAAACUUUCCAGCCAGAGUGUACAGUUCUUCAGGAGGAGCUUGGAGGGAAGGCCCCAUAGGGAAAAGUAUGGUGGGGUGGGAAUAUCACUGUUAACGUCUAUGCAAAAAAUAACAGCACUCGCCUUAUUUCUACGGAAUGUUUGGUCCUUGCUGGGCCUCUGCGUCUCUCAGCAGGGGGGACGCUGAGCAUCCAUAUUUUGCACAUCGUUCCAGUUGGUGGAGCUUCUUUUGGACAAGGCUGGUGUGUGGCCGUGGCCGCUUCCCGUGAUCCUUCUGUCCCUGAGCGACUUCAUUUUGCUUUCUCAUGUCCUUCCCCUUUCAGCCACCAAUGCUUUUUUCUAAAGAAGUUGCUGUUAAGGGGGGGGGGGGUCUUCGUUGUUGUGCAACUUUCAUAAACAUGGAGCAUGAAAACAGUUCUUGUAAGAUAGGCUCGCUCACCAUCCUGUGGGUCAGUGUUAAGUAGCUUAUGGGUGAGCCUGGCCACGUCUGAAGCACUUGUGGCUCUUAGUGGCUGCCAGAGCCAAAGCCAUGGACCCUCUGCCUUUGUUUUGUCAUGAGGGGUGGGUAGACUCCGGGUGUAGUAGCAAUAACAGUGAUAGGGCAGGAGGUUUGGCUGGCAGGGCCAGCAGGGCCAGCUGCUGCAGAGUCGGUGGCCUUUUCGUUCUUCUCUUAGCUUGCAGAGCCUCAGGUGCGCAUCGCUUGGGUCGCUAAAAGACGUGGACUAAACAUGGUCAUGGGCGGGGGGCGGGGGGGUCUCACCUCUCCUCCCCAAGCGGGUUGAGGUUCUCUUGGCUCCCUUUGCUGUGGAGGCAGGAAGCUGCCUGCUAAAUUCAGAAGUGAGACUCAGUAUUCACAUUCUCUUAAAGAGAUGCGCUGUCAAAAGUGGACUUUUUGUAACCGUUGGCUUGUUUCUUAUCUCUCGUUUAAAAGCUUUAUUCUGUGUAUUAGUGAUCUUUUCAAAGCUUGCUGUGUACCUUUUCUGUUGGGUACUUCCUUCCUCUUUUUUGAGAGAGGAAUCCUUUAUUCCUGUGCCUAUUCUUUGCAUCUCUGUUCUAGCCAAAGCCAGGUCCUUUUAUGCCAUAAAUGGGAAUUGUCGAAGACUGGCCAGGCCGGUCUGUGGCAGGUAAAACACGGUCCGUCCGUCAGGUCGGGGUUCCUAAUUUUUUGCUGCUUCCUCCGUAGUCUCCGCGGUUGCUGGGGCAUCACCGGCCAAAGUUGGCAUUGUCCAGGCGCACUUGUAUGUCUGGCUAUUGCUCAGCAGUCCCAAUAUUUUGAGGAUUUCUUGUGCAGCAGAGAAAUCGAGCCGUUUAAAUUGCCGUCCUGUUUUAUUGCUGCUAAGCUGCUUUGUACUUUUUGAGAAACUUUUAUUUUCUCGAGGAUGGUUCAGCGCUUUUGCUUUCGAUGAUUGGCAUGUUAAGAUAGAGAAUGGGGUGGGGGAAGGGGGGGGAGUAGAUGCUGCAGGAGUGGGUAAGUGGGUAGAUAGUUGCAGGUUCCCUGGACAGAUGCCCUUCCAACAACUCAUCCUGUAGCUGUACUUAGGUGGCACUCCUGAGGCAGGGAGCUCUAUUUUUCACGUGUGUAGAGGUAGUUGGGAAUUCCCUGCAUAAUAAAAGUGGAAUGGAAUGAUAGUAAUAGUGGUUGGGGGGGGUGAUGGUUGUCUCAUAUGCUACCAGUAUUAAAAUUUGUCUUAAUAUUUGAAUCGGAGCGUAGGAAUAGCAGAUUAAUGGCUCCGGCCCUUAAUAGCUCAGUUUUGGUGUUGUCUUCUUUUCCAGCCCCCAGGGCUGUCCAAGUAGCCCCCAGUUCUGUUAGGCUUGCCUUUUGUAUGCGGGUCACAACCAGAUGUAAAGCUUGUCAGGAAAAAAAAAAUUGUGAAAAUGCUGGACAUAACUUUGUGCUUUUCUCUUCUGUAAAGCUGUAAAUACUUUAUUUUCUAUUCAUAAGACAGUGUCAUAUUGACACUCUUUUAGAUGUAAAAUUAGAAAAUCUUGUUCCUCGUGGUUUUUAAAGGGGGCGGGCUUUGAAGCGAGCAGUUUUUGUUUGCUUGGUAGCAAGAAGAUAAAGUUCGUAAAAGUGCGUCGGAAAGAAACCUGCUCCCACUGGGCGGGUCUGGCAGUGACUCAGUGGAUGCAUGCUUUUAAAAAAAAAAAUCCAAAGAACCAUAAUGUAGAAACUAUUCCGAGGAUUUGAUACUUUCCUUUCUGCCGAGGCAGUGAAUGGGGAAAUCAAAGAUUUCCAAGCGGAAGUUGGGGACACAAGACAGAUGAAAUUUUCUUGGCUAAAUACGUUCUCUUGAAAGCCAAUGGCAUGUUUUAGUAAAGGUGUGAAGUUCAGACAUUUUAACCUGGGUUUGGCAGUAUUGGGGAAGGGUAGGGACAGCUUGUAAUUGGGUCUUGGGGGUGCAAGACAUGCUCUUCUUCUCUUCCCUCCAUCAAAAGAUGUGUGAGGGUUGGAUCCAGUCCUAGCCCUCCCACCAGAGGGCAAGCACGCAGUGUUCUUCUUUUUCGCGGAGGGUUCUGAAUGCAUUAUUCAAGAAGCAGGUGAUUCUCAUUUCCCCCAUGUGUGUCAGUUGGGAGCUGAAAUGAAGAUAAGGAUCAAUUUGGGAUUGUUUGUGUGUGUGUGUGUGUUUUUAAAACGGGUCAAAUGCAGCUUCUGCAGAAAAGGGGGAAUUGGAAAAUUACUUAAAAUCAAAGCGUGCUUUGAGCCAUAUCGGCGAGCGCGCUGACAUAUUUCCGAGUGGAAGGCUGGUUUAUAAAUGGAAGCAUGGAUUUUGCCUUGAAGCAUUUGGCAAAUUAGAAUCGGAAUGAUGGGCACCUGGGAGGGGUGCCUCAUUCUUCCACCACUUAAUUUUUGAGUGGCACUGGCGAGAGGUGCCUGCCUUCCCAAUAGCAUUAAAAUCCAUGCCCAGUAAUUUUUUAGAAUAGGCAGUUUUAAUCAGGUUCUGCCUGACUUUCAACUUAGACGCUUCAUGCAGCCGUGGCUAGCUUGGAGGGACAAAACAGCGCACUUCAGUGUUGCGAUGUUCACAGCAGCAGAAACGGAGCGGAGAGCUGAUUUCCUCCCGCCUGUGUUGGGGAGGGCAGAUUCCCUCGAAGGUUGCUGCCUCCGACCUUGUUGAAACUUAAGGCCAUACAGUGCCAGAAAGGUUCUUCUGCAGAAGUUGCACGAAGUGGCCAUUAAUUGUGGUACAUAAUUGCCAGCUACCAAGUUGAGGUCCCAGUUGAGAAGGUGGUUCUUGCACAGGUUUCUGCUGUCCGCAGAAGCGGACGGGGAAGCCUCACAGGUGUCAGUCACUCUUGUCACAGUCUCUGUCUUGUGGGGGGCUGACACUAGAAAGGGAUGCAAGCUGGGAAGUGGCUGAUCUGUCAUCUUGGGUAAUCGGGGAUGUGGCCCCAGCUGGUGAGAGUGAAAACUUCCCUUCCUGACACAUUUGCAGAUAACUUGCAGAAGUGAACUUGAAAGUGAACUUCUGCCCUCCACUGACUUUCACUCUUUUGGGGGUGGGCGGAGAUGGAAGGCUGGGGUCUUGGCACCCGCCAUUGCUGGGAAGCAGCGGCCAAACUGAUUUUAAGGAGCCUGGUUUUGAAAUGCUUGCUUGUCAGUAUUUGUGCCUGGACUUGGAUUUUUCAGCCCCACUGGUAAGUUCGGUGGUUUCUGGAAGGAAAAAUGAGGGAGGCGAGGCAAAGAGUGAGAUUCUUCUUUGAGAAAGUAUUCAUAUCGACCUCUUUCCUGCCUGUGACAGGCUUGUGAAUGUCCCUGGUCACUACGGGUGGGCAAAAUACUCCUCUAGGCAACCACGCAUGGAAAACACCCGCGGAUUUUAAUUUUUCCUUUCAGUCCAUAUACGUAGUGGGCAGGCAGGUGAAAAACAGUAUUUUUGAGCUAUGAAACUUGGACACUCGCACGUGAAACUUCUCUUAGGAAUCUGAGCAGGUACUUCACUGGGCACGGUAAGUUUGCAGAUGGUGGCCAAGUUGCGCUUCCAAGACGGGUGCAGCAAAAAAUGCCUUUGGUCAUCUUGCUGCAAAAGCUUACGUUACGGCAAUGUGACAAGCUGUUGAAAGGUACUGGGAGCAAUAUGACAUUCACGUGGCUGCCUGGAAAGGCCAAAAGGAUUCUGCAUCACCUGGGGCUGAAAACAUGGGUAAAAAUGGCUUUCCUGAAUGGUGGAAGAAAUCUCCGGGGGGGGGGGAGUGGGUGGUUUAGAUCGACCCUUUCCCUCGCUCCCGUAAUUCUUGAGAUCCUGUAAAUUUCUUUUACAGUCAUGAAACUGAAUACUUAACGCAGUGGGGGAACGGAAUAUGUAUUGUUGUACAUACUGUGCUUUUUCUAUUCUGUAUAUUAGCAUAUUUUAAGGGUGUGUGGGGGCUAUAACCAGAUGUAUGUAUUUGCUCUCUGGUCAGGAGAGAGGCAAGGGUGAACCAUUUCUUAAGCUUGCUCGAGAGGGACCCCCUUUUUUUGCUUCAUGUUGGGUUGCGCCUCACUAGCCGCUGCUCACUAGCUCAGCAGCAGCCCCCCUAAGUGCUCGCCUACAUAGAUGGCCCAAGAACAUGGAGUGCCCAGAGGUGUCCAACCAAAGCUGUGACCCCCCCCCCCCCGCCCGGGGCCCUUCUGACUUACUUUCAAGGGGUUCAUCCCCACUCACCUGUGAGUGCCAAAAGCGGACGCCUGCUCUCAUUCCCCAGGGCACAGCGUGGAGUUCUUCCCUCUUUUUGGUUCCGUCCAUUUUGAAAAGGAAACCUGUUUUGCUUAGCCAUCUUGUAUGCUGCUGGCUCUGCUUCCCGGAGCGGAGCUCUGAUACUUGGUUCACCCUCACCUUCUCAAGCUCUAGCUAAAGAACCUUUUUCUUAUUUCAUGUACCAAAUGGGCUUCUCUGUGGAAUGGAGAUGGCGCUGGAGCUUUGUUGGUGGGGGGAACGGGUGAGGAGGAUUCUUUGUGUCAAAGGAAGAACCCCCCUUACAAUAAAUGCCAGACUUCCUGGUUACUGAAAA
Molecule: messenger RNA, 7089 nt
Organism: Eublepharis macularius
Lineage: Eukaryota; Metazoa; Chordata; Lepidosauria; Squamata; Eublepharidae
Gene: IFFO2
Product: intermediate filament family orphan 2
Exons: 9
Coding region: 131-1579 (482 amino acids)
Source: RefSeq, a predicted model, not a curated record